Messenger RNA from Sphenostylis stenocarpa, 753 nucleotides. The record is from the annotation of a GenBank genome assembly. NCBI's taxonomy places the organism in Eukaryota, Viridiplantae, Streptophyta, Magnoliopsida, Fabales, Fabaceae.
AUGACUUUUCAAUCUCCAGGAAGCAAGUUGGCACUAAGUCAUAAACAUGAUUGGCUGAUUCUUCUGCUUCUUGCUGUUAUUGACGGACUCUUGAAUUUGAUAGAACCAUUCCAUCGCUAUGUUGGGGAAAACAUGAUGACAAAUCUUAUGUUCCCAUUCAAAAAAGAUACCAUACCCAUGUGGGGUGUUCCUAUCUACUCUAUUUUCAUCCCCAUUUUUAUCUUUAUUGCGUUUUACUUUGCCAGAAGGGAUAUGUAUGAUUUACACCAUGCAACAUUAGGUCUCUUGUUUUCUAGCUUAAUCACUGGAGUUAUCACAGAUUGCAUUAAAGAUGCUGUUGGUAGACCACGACCAAACUUCUUUCAACGGUGUUUCCCUGACAAAAUACCUGUGUAUGACAAAGACACUGGUGAUGUUCUUUGUACUGGGAUUAAGGCAGUUAUAAAGGAAGGAUACAAAAGUUUUCCAAGUGGGCAUACUUCAUGGUCCUUUGCUGGUCUUGGUUUCCUUUCAUGGUAUUUAUCAGGGAAAAUUAGAGUGUUUGAUCGAAGAGGCCAUAUUGGGAAACUAUGCCUAGUCUUGCUUCCUUUGCUCAUUGCUGCUCUUGUGGGAAUUACUCGAGUUGAUGAUUACUGGCAUCAUUGGACUGAUGUGUUUGCUGGAGGCAUCAUAGGACUUACAGUGUCUACAAUCUGCUAUUUGCUACUCUUUCCCCUGCCUACUCAACCACAUGGUACAUAUUCUUGUUGUUGA